This is a messenger RNA of Caenorhabditis angaria, 6382 nucleotides long. NCBI's taxonomy places the organism in Eukaryota, Metazoa, Nematoda, Chromadorea, Rhabditida, Rhabditidae. The record is from the annotation of a GenBank genome assembly.
AUGCAUCUUUUUUUCGAUGCUUUUCUAAUUGCUUCUUCGCUGCAUUUGAUUUUGCUAUUGGAUUGCGCAAGAAUUCCGAAAGCGUCCAAAAAACAACUUGAACAUGUCAAGAAAUUGCUGAAUGAUCAGGUUGAGAGGUGAGCGAAUUUUUGGGGAGAUUCAGAAAUCUUUACGAGGCUUGAGAGCGUCUCUGGAAAAUUCAGAACGCUUCUGAACGCUUCUGGUGAUUUCUGGUGGCUUCAGAAGGCUUCAGAAGGUUUCGGGGGGAUUCAGAAACCUUUAGGAGACUUCAGAAGAUCUGAGAGCGUUUUUGGAAAACUCAGAGAGCUUUAGGGGCUUCAGGAGGUUUCAGAAGAAUUGUGUUGGCUUCAGAGGCCUUCAGAGAGCUUCAAAGGGUUUCAGAGGGCUUCAGGAAGCUUCAGAGGCCUUUAGAAGACUUCGGAACCCUUCAGGAGACUUCAGAAGACAUAAGAGCGCUUCUGAAGAAUUCAGAAGGCUUCAGAGGGCUUCAAAUGGUUUCAGAGGCCUUCAGAAGACUUUGCAAGGUUUCUAGCGAUUUCUGGUGGCUUCAAAAGGCUUAAUAAGGCCUGAGAGCGUUUCUGAAGAUUUUAGAAGGCUUCAGAGACCUUCAGAAGACUUCAGAAGACUUCAGAAGACUUCUGGUGAUUUCUGGUAGCUUCAGAAGACUUCAGGGAACUUCUGAAAGCUUUAAGAGGCUUCAGAAGACUUCAGGAGGCUUUUGAAAGCUUCAGAAAAAUUUAGAAAGCUUCAUCUUGAUUUAUAGGAAUCUAUAUAGGAUAUGAGGACUUUUUUUGAAUUUUUUAUAUGAAAAUGUGUAUGUUUCUAGUCACAACAAUAAAAUUUAACACAAAAUUUAAAAUUUUUUACUGAAUAUGUGAAUGGGCUUUGAUAGAACUUUUGGAUUUAAUUUCAAAAAAUUCGGAUUUUCGAACCAAAAAAAAAGGGAAAAUCAAAAUUUCUAAUUUCCAGCCACAACAAUCAAAUUCAAAACGAUGGCUUCGACUUAUUUCAAACAAUGCAUCGAGAUCCUCAUGCAAAAUUGCAUCACGAUGAAUUAUCAGUGAAUAAUAUUGAUGAAUAUUUUCAAGGUGAUAUGGAUUUAUCAGAACAGCAGAUCAAAAUAAUUGAGGAUCAAUUUGUAGAAGGCAAAAGGGAGAAACGGAAGGUGAGAAGCCUUGAGAAGCCUUGGGAAGCCUUGAGAAGCCCUGAGAAGCCUUGAGAAGCCUUGGGAAGCCUUGGGAAGCCUUGGGAAGCCUUGGGAAGCCUUGAGAAGCCCUGAGAAGCCUUGAGAAGCCUUGGGAAGCCUUGGGAAGCCUUGGGAAGCCUUGGGAAGCCUUGGGAAGCCUUGGGAAGCCUUGGGAAGCCUUGGGAAGCCUUGGGAAGCCUUGGGAAGCCUUGAGAAGCCUUGAGAAGCCAUGGGAAGCCUUGGAAAGCCUUGGGAAGCCUUGGGAAGCCUUGGGAAGCCUUGAGAAGCCUUGGGAAGCUUUGGGAAGCCUUGGGAAGCCUUGAUAAGCCUAUAAAUAAUUUUCAGAUCGGCAAAACUCCGCUCUACAAAAAAUGGGAUACAUCAAUCCCCAUCAGUUUCGACUUCUCAGACAGUAUCCCACCAAAAACCCGCCAAAAAAUUCGUGAAGCCAUGAUUCUAUGGCAGCGAAACACUUGCAUCAGAUUCCAAGAGGGUGGUCCGAAUGUGAAUCGCCUCGAAUUUUUCGAUGGUGGCGGGUGUAGUUCGUUUGUGGGAAAGGUUGGCGGAACUCAGGGAAUAUCGAUUAGUACACCGGGUUGUGAUGUGGUGGGGAUUAUUAGUCAUGAAAUUGGACACAGCUUGGGCAUUUUUCAUGAGCAAGCUAGACCGGAUCAGGUGAGAGAGUUGGAGGGUUAGAGAGGCUAGAGAGGCACCUAUUCCAAAUUCACUUAACAUGAGCAAUUACACAGAGAAACUUGCUAUAAUCUGAGCAAUCCUCAGAGAGAAAAUAAGUGUUUUCCCAAAAACCCGCCAAAAAACAAAAAAAAGAACACCUUCCUCUUUUUUCCCGCAAACAAGAAAAAACAAGCGAGAGAGAGAGAGAAAAUAGUGUGUGUUUUGAGGAGAGUGCGCAGAGAAGCAGAGAUAACCUGUGGGACAUACUAGAAAACUGGGGGACACUUUUCUUAUGCAUGUGUGUGUGUGUUUUUUUUUUUUUUUGAAAAAUUAACUUAUUGUGUAUUUUUAUUCAGUGUUAGAUUUUAUGCGAUUUUUUUUUCAUAGCAUUUUUUUUAUUCAGAAAGUUCUGAUGAAACAUUUUCAAUCGAAUUUUCUGAAAAAUUAUUUUAAAUUUUUUCUUUCUAAAGUUUUUUGAAGCUUUUUCAAGUUGUCCAAAUGUUUCUGAAGCGUCUCAAAGGCUUCUGAAACUUUCUGAAUCUUACUGAAAUUUUCAGAAGCUUUUCAAAGGGCUUCUGAAGCUUUCUGGGGUCAUCUAAACCUCUUAAAAUGCUUCUGAAACUUCUCAAAGGCUUCUGAAACUUUCAGAAGCCUUCUAAAUCUCUCCAAUUGUUUCUGAAACUUUCAGAAGCUUUCUAAAGCAUUCUGAAGCUUUCUAAAGCAUUCUGAAAUUUUCAAAAGCUUCUCAAAGGCGUCUGAAGCUUUCUAAAGCUACUCAAAGGCUUCUGAACCUUUCUGAAGCAUUUUGAAACUUUCAGAAACUUCUCAAAGACUUCUGAAGCUUCUCAAACGCUUCUGAAACCUUCUGAAGCUUCUCAAAGACUUCUGAAGCCUCUAAUUUUUCUAAAACGUUCCUAAGCUUUCUAAAUCUUUUCUGAAGCUUUUUAAACCCUAAAUUUUUCCGCUAAAUCAUUUUUUUUUGUUUUUUCAUUAGAGACAACGUGAAAUUGAGAGAGCGUAGAAAAAUUUUCGGUUUUCUGUCUGCGCUCUCUCAAUUUCACGUUGUCUCUACUAGGAAUAAAACAUGUGAAAAAUAUUCUGUAUGUCUGUACUCUCUUAAUUCUAUGUGGUAUUUUUUCUGAAAUAAUUUCCAAGGUUACUGUAUAAUUUUUUGCCUUUUAAGUUUGAUCUGCAGGUUUUUCUACAGUACUCCCUCAAAAAUCAAUAAUUCCAGGAGCGCCACAUCGCCAUAAACUACAACAAUAUUCCACUGGCCCGCUGGAACAAUUUCCAAGCUGUAGACGAUAAUCAUGCCGACACUUUUGAUCUACCGUAUGACACUGGAAGUGUAAUGCAUUAUGGACCAUAUGGUUUUGCAUCGGAUCCAUAUACACCUACGAUUCGGACGCUCGAAAAAGCCCAACAGUCUACAAUUGGACAAAGAGCUGGGCCGAGUUUUUUGGACUAUCAGGCGGUGAGAUUUUGAGCAAAAAAAUCUGAAAAUUUCAGAAAUUUCCUAACUAGAAGCUUCAGAAUAUCUCAAAAAUCCAACCAAAAUAUUUUUUUCCAGAUAAACGUGGCCUAUGAUUGUGUUUCUCGAUGUGGCCCCCUGCCAUGUUUACGUGGAGGUUAUCCAAAUCCGAAUGAUUGUUCGAGUUGUCUCUGUCCAGAAGGUUUAUCUGGACAAUUUUGUGAGAAGGUUUAUCCAUCGACUGAGCAAUGUGGAGGCACGCUUUUUGUGAGUUUUAAGACUUCUCCGGGCUUCUGAAGGCUUUUAAAGGCUCCUGAAGACUUCUGAAGAUUUCUGAAGCUUCUGGAAGCUUUCAGAAGGCUUCUGAAGCUUCUGGAAGCUUUCAGGAGCUUCCUGAACUCUAGUCUUACUGUAGCUUCACAAAUUUAAUGAGAAGGUUACUGUAACCUAAAAAUCCUUUCUGAAACUAGAAACUAUGUUAAAUGAAUUUAGGUACUGUAAAAAACUGUAGCUUCAAAGUACUGUAGGUGAUUUUAAAUGUAAGCAGAAAAAUCUGAAAAUCUUAUUCAAAAUUAUCUAGCAGAAAUAUUGAAGCCAAAAAAAAAUUAAAAUAAAAACUAGAGUACUGUAGCCUGUUUUUUUUUCCCAAAAAAAUCUGAAAAUCUGAAAUUUACAGAUAAAUUCAAGCUAGAAAUUUUUUUUGGAAAAAUCUGAAAAUUUUCUAAAAAUAAAAAUUUUCAUAAAAAACAUUGAAAUCUGCUCUAAAAUACUGUAGGACAUUUUUUACUAACAAAAAUCUGAAAAUCUGAAAACUACAGAUAAAUUCAAACUAGAAACAAAUUCUGGAAAAUUUCAAAAAUUUUCUAAAAAUUCGUAGAGCCUUCUCAGGUCUUUUAAAGCCCUCUGAAGCCUUCUGAAUCCUUCUGAAGCCCUUUGGAAGCUCCUGAAGCCCCCUGAAGCCUUCUGAAGCCCCUGAAGCCUUCUGAAGCAUUUUGAGAUCUUCUGAAGCCUUCUGAAACCCUCUGAAGCCUUCUGAAGCAUUUUGAGAUCUUCUGAAGCUUUCUAAUUUCUUCCGAAGCUCAUUGGAAGCUCCUGAAGCCUCCUGAAGCCCCCUUAAGCCUCUUGAAGGCUGCUGAAACUUUUUAAAGCCCCACAAGAGCCCUAGAAAGCCCCCCAAACCCCUCAAUUUCCAGGCCAACAAAGAAAUCAAAUACAUCUCAAGUCCAAACUACCCCAACGAAUUCCCCCUAAACACGGAAUGCAAUUGGAUAAUCGUAGCACCAGCAGAAGGUCGUGUAUUCAUGGAAUUCGAAGGAGAUUUCGAUUUUCUAUGCGAAGACACUUGUGAUAAAGCCUAUGUCGAAGUGAAAUAUCACAAUGACAAGCGAUUGACUGGAGCAAGAUAUUGUUGCUCUCUAACUCCGAGAAAUAAAUUUAUUAGUUUUACUAAUGAGAUGAUUAUAAUUAUGAAAGGAUUCAAUUAUACGAGUAUUGGAUUUAACGCGAAAUAUUGGUCGAAUUUGGGAGAACCUGAGCCGGAAAGGAAAAUCGAGACAACAUCUACAAGUUCCACAACUUCUACAACCACAACUACAACUACAGUACUCCCACCAAGACCAAUCAAAAAAGUGAAACAUUUGGUGAAACCUACCACAAGAGCACCAGUAGCAACAACCACAACUACCGUACCUCCAACUACAGUACCCACAACCACAGAAGCUGCAACUUCUACACCGGCUCCAGUUACUUUGACAACACCUGUAACGCUUUUCCCGACUUUGGCACCUAUGUGAGUUUUUUUUGGCUUGGGUUACUGUAGAUCGAAAAUUUUGAUUUUUCUAGAUUACUGUAGCUCUGAAUUUAUGAAAAUUGUAGCGCUAAAUUUUUCUAGAUUACUGUAGAUUUUAACGCUAAAUUUUUUUUUGGAUACUGUAGAUCAAAUAUUGACCCAAAUAUUUCUAGAAUACUGUAGAUCAAAAUUUAUUAGAUUUUCCUGGAUUACUGUAGAUCAAAACUUAUUUGAUUUUAAUGCUAGAAUACUGUAGAUCAAAAUUUUUUGGAUUUCGAAGCUAAUUCUUCUUGGAUUACUGUAGCUUUAAACUCAUGAAAAUUUUAGCGCUAAAUUUUUCUUGGAUUACUGUAGCUAUAGUUUUGGCCCAAAUUUUUCCAGAAUACUGUAGAUCAAAACUUAUUUGAUUUUAAUGUCAAAUUUUUCUUGGAUUACUGUAGCUCAAAUUUUGGUGCCAAAUGUUUUUAGAAUUAGAAUACUGUAGAUCAAAACAUUUUCCAUUUUAAUCCCAAAUUUUUCUUGGAUACUGUAGCUCAAAAUUGGCACGAAUUUCAUAGAAUACUGUAGCUCAAAACUUAUUAUUAGAUUUUCCUGGAUUACUGUAGAUCAAUAACAUUUUUUUCAGAAUCCCAAUCCUCGCAUCAACCCAAGCUCCAGAUGUAAUCAAUAGUGUUCUAGGUAAGAACAAAACCUAAAGUACAGUACCUCGAGGUUUAAAGGGACAUACUGUAUUGGAAAAAUCAAUGAUUUUUUGUCCGAAGAACUUUUUGAUUAAUUAUUUGGCUUUUUGAAAAUUAUUUUUGAAGUUAGCCUAACUUCAUUUUGUUAUUCCAGAAUGCGGCUGUGGAUCAUGGUCCGAAUGGCAAGGUGAAUGCUCACAACAAUGCGGAGGCUGCGGUCAACAUACACGAACUCGAACCUGCGAAAAAGAGUCGUGUCGAAAAGAGGAAAAACGUCACUGCAAUUUUGCCACUUGUCCAGAAGGCACCAAUUUUUUGAUCAACAAUUCCGAAUUUCAUAUUUUGUGGAGAGGUUGCUGUGUGGGACUUUUUAGGUGAGAAUUUUUGCUAAAAUUCAGCAUUGCUCAUCUUAAAAUUUUUCCAGAUCUGGUGACCAAUGCACCGCUCUCGAGACAGAACAAAAUCCAUUUUUCAAAAUUAUCAAUAGUCUUUUGAGUAUUCAGGAUGCAAAAAAUAAUUCGACAAUGAUUGCGAAAAGAUUGAUGAGAGGUGAACAUUAA